CAACGACGGAAGCCAGCGCGACGUCGGCUGCCGCACCACGAGUGCACGGAGCUCGCCUUACUAACUUGGUGACUUGGUCACUCAGUGAGCGUGUCUGCGGCGGAUCAGGGUAGUCCGUCUAUCGGCGAGAGAGUGUCGGUUACGCAAUCGGUCAUCGUCCGUUGGUCCGCGAUCGCCGUCGAUCGCACUGGCACAGCUUCCUCGAGGAUUCCGCACAGAUUUCCAUCGUGACGGGGUGAGGAUCUCGGGGGUGGUCCGGGACAAUCGGCCGCGACGGGCAGCGAUAGUGGUACCGCGAGUAAGUGUUGGACGAGAUCGCUCGUGCAACUCUUCUUCUUCCUCUUCGUCGUCGGUCGUCCUCUUCUCUUGGAAAUUUAACGUCUGCGACGUCUGUGAAUGGUUGGUCAUCAAUAGCAGCUGACCGCGAGGAUCAAGGAUUCAGGUAGCGGAUUUGACGAGGACGCGCGCUUGGCAGCGCGCGAGAGGACGACUGCUGACGAUGGACACUUUCGAAGUGGACCUCCGAUCCAUCACGGAAGAGCGUUUCCCGUUCCCUCGCGGAUGCGGGAAUCAUCGGUUCACGAUUUCGUAAUUCGUUAUGCGAAGCCGACGAGUCCAGAUUUGAUUUCAGACGCCUUCCGGACUACAAGUCCGAAGUUAUUUGCUUACUGCGCGGUAAUCAGAUGCGAUUUCGAAGGACGAGCGAAUAAUCAUAUGCGUCACGGGAAUUCUUCGCGUUUUUCGAUCGGAGACGCAGAAUGAUCGUCACUCGCGUUCGCUCAAGUGUUCACCUCGAAAGUAGGAAUUCACAUUAACGAUAGACUGAACGAUCGAUGACUGAGAAAUAAUCGGUGGGACUAUUCUUCUGUGAUGAAAUACAUGGACCGUCGGACGUGAAGACGUGAGGUCGGACAGUGGAAAUUGCGAAUUUCCUUGAAACUCUCAAGUGGGUUUUCCAGUACGCGAAGAAACGGCGAGGCCGUUUAUCGAAGCAAGUCUCGAUGAAUGGGAGCGGAAUCGGCGUCGAUAUGAAUGAAACGAGCGUGAUUAAACAACCGUCGCGUCGGCACGAACGUGCGAAUAACGGAUGCUUACUUUCGUCAUUAGUUGUCCAUCCGUAGAGCGAGCUAUAAAGCAUACAAUACUACGCACCAACAGUACCCCCGAUCUCUACGUUCAAUAGUGGACGCGGGAAACUACAGUUUGCGAACGUAGCCUCGACUAUUCCGCUCUAGGAAGCCUUGUGACACAAAGAUUCUCGACGAUAAAGACAAUGGGUGAACAUUCGUAAAGAUACAGAAUCGUCUAGUGAUCUUCUUCGGCUGAAUGGUAAUGGAAAAAUUGCAAAUGUGGAUCACGAUAAAGUGAUCUGUCCUUCAUCCGCGACUUGAGUCGCGCCGCGCGAUUCCAGUUUGCGAUUCGCCGUUGGCAAAGCGGAAGACAGAGCAAUUCCUUCUGCCCAGGAUCGCGGAGGAAACCCCGCGUGCCUUGGAGGACCUUUCGACCACUCGGGAAACCGGCGAAUGAUCUGGGAAUCCUGUUCCCUGCCAGCACGGUUCGUGAGAGCCACGCAGUCAGCAGCCAAGGAUGUCGGAGAGUUCGGAACAGCUGUCAUCGCCGAACAGCGACUGCAACAGCAAGAUGGGCGUCGUGCAUCGCAACACGAGCGCGCAGUACGGCAACGCGACCUCGAUAUCUGGCCUCGGCCAUCCCCAAAAUUUAACGCCGACGUCGAACGGCAGUCCGCAGUAUUCGCAGGAGCUGCUGUCCACCUGCAGCUCCGCCAGCCUCAGCACCAACGUCAGCAACCUCGGCGACUUCUCCCUCGGAAGUACCAGCAACUUCACGCCCCAGCAGAUAUCCUGCAUGUGCGAGGUACUCUCGCAGAGCCAAGAGAUCGAGAAGCUGUCGAGAUUUCUCUGGUCCUUGCCGCCCGCGGAGCUGCUGCGGGGAGACGAGAGCGUGUUGAUGGCGCGAGCGACCGUUGCCUUCCACCGAGGGGCCUACCACGAGCUUUACUCGAUUCUGGAAAGCCACCCUUUCUCGCCACGUCGCCACGUGGAGCUGCAGCAGAUGUGGUUCAAGUCGCACUAUCGCGAGGCGGAGAAGAUCCGCGGCCGGCCCCUGGGCGCCGUCGACAAGUAUCGGUUACGCAAAAAGUAUCCCUUACCGAAAACAAUCUGGGACGGCGAGGAGACCGUGUACUGCUUCAAGGAACGCUCGAGGAACGCUCUGAAAGAGUGCUACCUCAGAAACCGAUACCCCACGCCGGAUGAUAAGAAGAACCUCGCGAAGAAGACCGGCCUAACGAUGACACAGGUGUCCAAUUGGUUCAAGAAUCGCCGGCAGCGAGAUCGCACCCCGCAGGCGAGAACGGACAUGUUACCGCUGAAUUGUCAAAGCACGAGCAACGGCACCAUCAGCAACUCCAUGAGCACCGGAGGCAGCAUCCAAUCUCUGCAGAGCAUCGAUUCCGACAAUACGAGUUUCGGGAUAUCACCUCUGACGAGCAUCGUGUCUCCGGUUUCCACGAACCCGUGCAGUUCGAUAAGCAUGGGAUCUCAUCACGGCUAUGCCACUGCCGUGAACCCGUCGACCGUCCACACCACGCAUCUCCAUAACGGCGGCGCAAGUCCCAUAAACGAUGUUAAGACGUUAAGUCCCUUUUAUUACGGAAGCAGCGGAUACGAUUCAGGAAAAGAUGUGGAGCAGAGCUCGGGGUAUUUCUCCAAUCAGUCCAGCACACACCAGUAUUACCCAGCCAUACACCAGCAGACCCAUCACCAGAUGAUGUCCAACUCUCAUCAUCACCACCAUCAUCAGCAGAGCAUGCCGACCAGUUACGAGAUCAUGCUACCGCCGCUGCAGCGUUCACAUUCCAUGUGAUCAGCGGAUUACGAGGGAGAGCGGAUUACGGGACGAAGUGACCAGGGCCACCAUGGUCAGAGCGACGAUGUGCUCGCGCGUAUACACGCCUUCGCCUGAUUUUUUGACUUUUCCUCUCGCCCAUAUCCAUGACUCGUGUGACACGUGAUAAAGGACGACGUUCGAUGUUAUUGGAGUCAUUAGCAAGCUCCGAGCUUUCGAGACUCGUAGCUCCAAAGAACCCUCUACACUCGAGAGGGUGCGUGCGUGUGCCAAGUGCUUUCUCGAUGCAUUCGAUGAUCUUUGGACAACGGUACGUUUGGAUCAAUGUACGUCUGCUGGGUUUUGCAAUUAGCGCUUGAGAAUCCUCGAUUUUUGAGAGACUUUAUUUCGGAAGACGGCAACGAUGCACGGCGGUUCGCUUCAAUAAUCUUCCGAACAACUUACGUGCAUAUUAACGCACGUAACGCGAUGAAAAGGGGUGGGAAGAUAUAAAAGACUCGCCAAGUGUAUCAGAUAAAUUACGACACCUAAACUAAAAGCAUCAGCCGAUCGUAGCGAUGUUUCUUCGUCUGAUUUUGUCGGAUUUUUUAAGCAGCGAAUGUAAGGAAUUUUAUUUUUGAAGAGACGUAUAAAUAUGUGGGAUUGUGUAAUUAUGCAACUGCAGCACUAAAUAUAUGAAUCGAUGUUUAGAU
Ooceraea biroi (clonal raider ant) is the source of this 3560-nucleotide messenger RNA. RefSeq names its product homeobox protein six4 (gene Six4). The record is from RefSeq and is a predicted model, not a curated record. Lineage: Eukaryota; Metazoa; Arthropoda; Insecta; Hymenoptera; Formicidae. Gene Ontology annotation, molecular function: DNA-binding transcription factor activity, RNA polymerase II-specific; RNA polymerase II cis-regulatory region sequence-specific DNA binding. Gene Ontology annotation, cellular component: transcription regulator complex; nucleus. Gene Ontology annotation, biological process: regulation of transcription by RNA polymerase II.